CCUGCCCUCAAUUCCAAAUUGGACUCGCGUCUCGCGACAAACACGCUCAGGCUAAGUAUCAUACUACUGGAGAACUCCAGAAAUGCCGGUGGUCAGUUCUUCAAGGAGGAAGAGCGCGCGUUCUCGCAGGGAACCUUCUUCAGACAGAAUAGAAGAGGACUAUCCGUCUCAGCAUGCUGGUAACAACGAUGAUGUCGAAGGUGGAGAUGAAGAGGAAGAACAACCGAGGCGGAAGGUGAAGCAAGAAAAGAAGGCCCGAAAACGCGCUCGCGGAGACUCUGAGUCUGACAACGAUCCCCCUGCUGUUGUGGAUGAUGACGAGGACGAUCGCAUUGACAUCGAGAACUUUCAUGACCAGCCCCUAGACAAGAAAGAAGGCGGGAAGCUCUCCGGCAUUGCGCAGGACUGGGAAAUGAUCCGGAAGCAGAUACAUCAGGGUUCAUUCUCCCUCGCGAAGGAGGUGGCUACUUCCCUUGCAGACGUCUUGGAAGGAGAUAACGCAAACCAGGCUUUGUCAGAGGUUGAUGAUAUUAUGAAAACAUUAAUUGACAUCGACUACGAGAUGCAGUCACAUGAGAAAACUCUCAGCGGGAUGCACCAGCAGCUCAUGCGUGGCGAGCCAGUGGAGAGUGCCGUAGACCUCUAUGAGAAAGAGGUAAAGAAGAGGAUUAAUGAAUUCAACGAUAGAACCACUCGGAAGAAGUAUGGCUCGAACGAUCAAUACGUUCAGUUCAAGCAAGGCAUUUUUGAGGUCCAGAAGCCUGGCGAGAACAUACCUCCCAUCAAUGACUUUAUACCACGGGAGGAGGGAGAUGAAAGUGAUGACGAAGACGACCUAGAGAUCGGAGGAGUCACACAAGACUUCAAAUGUCCUAUCACCUUGACGAUGCUAGUGAAUCCCAUGAAAUCCUCCACUUGUGGCCACGCCUUCUCUGGAGAUGCUAUCCGGGAUUACCUGAAGAGAGGCCCUCCUUCUGGGAAGUCAUGUCCUGCCGCAGGCUGCAGUCAAAAGCUCACUAUGGCUAUGCUGGUUGCUGACAGUAGUCUGGAAAAACGGGCCAAACUUGCGGCAAGGAGGGCUCAGCGGGAUGAAGAUGACAGUGACGUUGACGAUGACGAGGUGAUAGAGUAAAUAAGCUUCCCUACGACUAAUCUUGGCCCGGCUGUACUUAGCUUACCCUAAUCAGAGAUCCUAAUGAAAGGGUUUUCCUGACAAG
Suillus subalutaceus is the source of this 1217-nucleotide messenger RNA. RefSeq lists its product as uncharacterized. Gene Ontology annotation, cellular component: nucleus; Smc5-Smc6 complex. Gene Ontology annotation, molecular function: zinc ion binding; SUMO ligase activity. Lineage: Eukaryota; Fungi; Basidiomycota; Agaricomycetes; Boletales; Suillaceae. The transcript has 6 exons. Gene Ontology annotation, biological process: double-strand break repair via homologous recombination; protein sumoylation. Bases 83 to 1132 code for a protein of 349 amino acids. The record is from RefSeq and is a predicted model, not a curated record.